Messenger RNA from Bombina bombina (fire-bellied toad), 1031 nucleotides. It is a transcript of the gene ARFIP2, whose product is annotated as ADP ribosylation factor interacting protein 2. Gene Ontology annotation, biological process: regulation of Arp2/3 complex-mediated actin nucleation; intracellular protein transport. Lineage: Eukaryota; Metazoa; Chordata; Amphibia; Anura; Bombinatoridae. Gene Ontology annotation, cellular component: trans-Golgi network membrane. The record is from RefSeq and is a predicted model, not a curated record. The transcript has 8 exons. Bases 33 to 1031 code for a protein of 332 amino acids. Gene Ontology annotation, molecular function: protein domain specific binding; phospholipid binding.
UAACCUCUCCCCUUUGCUCCUGCAGGUUCACUAUGUCUGAAGGAAUCCUAAGUAAAGCCGCAACUAUGGAAAUCCCAAUCAACAGCAACGGGGUGUCCAGGACAUUAAAUGAGGAUGAGAGCUUAGAGCAGGACCUACAGCAAGUCAUGGUGUCUGGCCCUAACCUGAAUGAGACCAGCAUUGUGUCUGGCGGAUAUGGUGGCACAGCAGAGGGCAUUAUACCUACUGGCAGCUUGAAAGGACCUGCUGUGCAGUUUAACCCCAACUUCCUAGGACUAUGGUCGUUACCUGCAGAGGGACAAGGCUCCAUGUCAAAGCCGGGCGCUUCUCACACAGCGCUUACGUCAGAGGAACUGUCACGUGGUUUAGCUGUAGAGAAACUUGAUAUGAUGAAGAAAUGGGGAAUAAACACCUAUAAGUGUACAAAACAGCUUAUCUCAGAACGCUUUGGCCGUGGCUCUAGGACGGUGGAUUUGGAGCUUGAAACUCAGAUUGAACUCCUUAGAGACACUAAAAGAAAGUACGAGGGAGUCUUACAGCUGGCGAGAGCUCUGACCACUCACUUCUACAACCUGGUGCAAACACAGAGAGCGCUUGGGGAUGCAUUCUCCGACCUGAGUCAGAAAUCACCAGAGCUUCAGGAGGAGUUUGGUUACAACGCUGAGACUCAGAAGCUCCUGUGUAAGAAUGGAGAGACUCUUCUGGGGGCCGUUAACUUCUUUGUUUCCAGUAUAAACACUUUGAUCAACAAGACAAUGGAAGAUACCUUGAUGACCGUGAAACAAUAUGAGACAGCUAGGCUGGAGUAUGAUGCUUAUCGAGCAGACUUGGAGGAGCUCAGUCUCGGUCCCCGGGAUACGGCGACAGUGUGCAGGAUGGAGCUGGCCCAGCAAAACUUCCAGAUACAUCGCGGCAAGUAUGAGAAACUGCGAGGGGAUGUGACUGUGAAACUGCGCUUCCUGCAGGAGAACAAGGUAAAUAUGACACCGCUGUAUUAUAGCCCUGGUCACAGUUGUGAAUGUGUAAUGUGA